Messenger RNA from Anopheles coluzzii, 1415 nucleotides. RefSeq lists its product as uncharacterized. Lineage: Eukaryota; Metazoa; Arthropoda; Insecta; Diptera; Culicidae. The record is from RefSeq and is a predicted model, not a curated record. The transcript has 2 exons. Bases 766 to 1359 code for a protein of 197 amino acids.
GAUGCUUUUGACAUACGGCGCUUGGUGAGGCUAUGGUGUUGUAUUUGUCGCCUCAAUAAUGAUAACAGGCACAGCUUCAAAACAUUCGAUUUUGUAGAUUUAAACGUGUAAAAACUGUUAUAAUUUUGAUAACAUAUUUUUGGAAGAAUUUUAAGGGCUUUUCUGACCAGCAAAUCAAAAGAAAGAACGAAAAAUACAUUUCACGAAACGUGCGCAAAAGCAUAGACCAUUACCUAAGCGCAGUUGUUGUGGCCCAUAUUGCCCCAGUGUUUUGACGUUUCACAGUUUGUUUACAUAUGCCCAUUUUGCCCCAGGGCUAUGCCCAUUUUACCCCGUGUGUCAAAAUAGCUUCUCGUAAAACAUCAACUUUUAUUUUACAUUAUUUUAUUGUUUUUAAGUUGUUUUCAUUCUAUGUGGCAAUUUUAAUCCAUAGAUAAAUGGUGGAGGCAUACAAUAAUGAAAGAAAAAUUGUGUUUUGUGGCAUAUUCAAAGGAAUAUUCAGUAAACUGCUUAACAUGCCCAUUUUGCCCCGCUUUCCCCUACGAAUACUGAUACCAAAAACACAAUCGAACCCAUCUUUUAUAGCGCCUCCUACCGGAAGUCCAAAACGAAAGGAAAACUCCGUCGUCAAGGUCCAACAGAAGGCCGGAAAAGCGUCGCGUUUGGCUCGUUAUAAAAGCAGACGAUCAUUGGGACAAACGAUCACAGUUCACUUGCAACGUUUUCGCGAUCAUAUCCAAUCGAUCAACGCACUCAACUGUGACCAUGAAGGGAUUCAUCGCGAUCGCUGUGUUGGCUCUGGCCACCGUCUCCCAAGGAUCAUAUCUGCCAGCGGUGCAGUCGGUCCUUCCGUACGCCUACAGCUCUGGACUCCAUGGGCUGGGUGCCUAUGAUGGUCUCGGCCAUUACUCGUCGCUCGGUGGACUGGGAUACUCGUCCGUGCUGGACCAUGGCCUCUCCUACCCGUACUCGGCCGCUCUUCCGUACUCUGUCUACAACAACGGUCUGUAUGGAGGAUACUAUGGCGCCAAGUACGCUCCGACUGUGGUCCAGGCCAACGUGAACACUCUGAAAACGGUCAGCCCGCUGGGUCUGUAUGGCGGAUACUAUGGCGCCAAGUACGCUCCGACUGUGUUCCAGGCCAACGUGAACACUCUGAAAACGGUCAGCCCGUUGGGUCUGUAUGGAGGAUACGGUGUGGAGCACGGAUACGGUCUCGGUCACGGAUACGGCUACGGAUACAACAACUACCUCCCAGUCCAGGGUCAUGCUGCGAAGUACGUUGCUGCCAAUCCGGGAGCCGUCCAUGUGGCUCCUCUACCAGGCCAUCUGGUCAACCAGAAGUCGAUUGUGGCGUAAAUGACUGUGAUCUCGAUCAAACGUGUAUGGAAUUGUAAAUAAAUGGAGUAUUUAAC